UCCUAAGCUCCUCCGCCGGCGGAGGGCCAGGGUGAAGGGAUGGCCGGGCGGACGGUGCGGCUGGUGCUGCUGGUUGGGGCAGCCGCGCUAGCAAGCGGCUCCCAGGGCGAUCGCGAGCCGGUGUACCGCGACUGCGUGCUGCGGUGCGAGGAGCGGAACUGUUCUGGGGGCGCACUGAAGCACUUCCGCUCCCGCCAGCCAAUCUACAUGAGCCUAGCAGGCUGGACCUGUCAGGAUGACUGUAAGUAUGAGUGUAUGUGGGUCACCGUUGGCCUCUACCUCCAGGAAGGUCACAAAGUGCCUCAGUUCCAUGGCAAGUGGCCCUUCUUCCGGUUCCUGUGCUUCCAAGAACCAGCUUCUGCUGUGGCCUCUUUCCUCAAUGGCCUGGCCAGCCUGGUGAUGCUCUGUCGUUACCGCACCUCCGUGCCAGCCUCAUCCCCUAUGUACCCCACCUGCGUGGCCUUCGCUUGGGUCUCCCUCAAUGCUUGGUUCUGGUCCACAGUCUUCCACACCAGGGACACCGACCUCACAGAGAAAAUGGACUACUUCUGUGCCUCCACUGUCAUCCUACACUCAGUUUAUCUGUGCUGUGUCAGGACCGUGGGGCUGCACCGCCCGGCCGUGGCCAGUGCCUUCCGGGCCCUCCUGCUGCUAAUGCUGACGGCGCACGUCUCCUACCUGAGCCUCGUCCGCUUCGACUAUGGCUACAACCUGGCGGCCAACGUGGCUAUCGGCCUGGUGAACGCGGCGUGGUGGCUGACCUGGUGCCUGCGGAAUCGGCAGCGGCUGCCCCACGUGCGCAAGUGCAUCGUGGUGGUCCUGCUGCUGCAGGGGCUGUCCCUGCUCGAGCUGCUAGACUUCCCGCCUCUCUUCUGGGUCCUGGAUGCCCACGCCAUCUGGCACAUCAGCACCAUCCCUGUUCACGUCCUCUUCUUCAGCUUUCUGGAAGAUGACAGCCUCUACCUGCUGAAGGAAUCAGAGGCCAAGUUCAAACUGGACUGAAGGCCCUGGAAGCGGAUCUGCCC
Eubalaena glacialis (North Atlantic right whale) is the source of this 1025-nucleotide messenger RNA. It is a transcript of the gene PGAP3, whose product is annotated as post-GPI attachment to proteins phospholipase 3. The record is from RefSeq and is a predicted model, not a curated record. Gene Ontology annotation, molecular function: hydrolase activity, acting on ester bonds. Lineage: Eukaryota; Metazoa; Chordata; Mammalia; Artiodactyla; Balaenidae. Gene Ontology annotation, biological process: GPI anchor biosynthetic process. The coding region runs from base 40 to 1002 and encodes 320 amino acids. The transcript has 8 exons. Gene Ontology annotation, cellular component: endoplasmic reticulum membrane.